GGGAACGACUCGCAAACACCCGAAACGGAAUCAUUUCAAAUAAUAAAAUGCUUCGGCUGAGUCCCUUUUUAGCACAAAAAUGGCAUUUACAGAUACUGAGGUCCUGUCGGAAAUGGUCUUCCAAAGUGCCCGGACCCUCACCAGACCUGCCAGAUUACAAAACUAGUGUUGAUGUCCAUGAACACAAGCUGAGCAGGCCAGUGGCUAAGUCUAGUCAGCAAAAGGCGACCAAACGGUGGGAUGGGCUGCAUGGACUCAAAGAAAGGACAAAGGAUUCCUUGAUCCCAGUGACAUUAAAGGAAAUGGAGGAGUCAGAGGGAUUCCAAAUCACUGCAAAAGAGUUACAAGAGAUGGGUCAUGCAAAGCUGACUCGAGAUGAUAGAAAAAAACGUCAGAGAGCGCUUGACAACAUAGGAGUUCCUGAUUUUCUAGAAUAUUGGAGAAUUAAAGUAGCUGAGAAACAAUUAAAAAGCCCAACAGACACUUUUUGUAAGACUGAAAUCACCACACUGCAAGUGAAUGUUGGGCUAUACUGCAAUCAGGCAUGUAACCACUGCCAUGUGGAAUCAUCGCCAAAACGACAGGAGAUGAUGAGUCAAAAGGUUGCCAAGCAAUGCAUUCGUCUUCUAGCCAACAGUCCACAUGUUACUCUUCUGGAUUUGACAGGCGGUGCUCUUGUUAUAAUUCUAGGUGGUGCCCCAGAAUUGUGCAGUGAAUUCCGUUACCUGGCAACAGAAGGGAGGGCCCUAGCAAGAGACGUCAUUGUUCGCACAAACCUCACUUCACUUCUGGAGCCUGGCCAAGAAGACAUGGCACAAUUCUUCGCUUCUCUCGGUCUGAAUGUAGUAGCAUCGCUACCGUGCUAUAGUGCUAAGAACGUGAAUCUCCAGCGCGGCAAGGGAGUGUUUGACAAGAGCAUCCAGGCUCUACUCACGCUCAAUGAGCUCGGCUACGGCAAGCCAGAGUCUGGACUCAAGCUGGAUCUCGUGUACAAUCCACUUGGAGCAUUUUUGCCUCCCAAGCAAUCAGAUCUUGAGGCAAAGUACAGAGAGGAAUUGUGGGAUGUCUUUGGCAUCGUGUUCAAUGAGCUCUUCACAGUAACAAACAUGCCAAUAAAACGCUUUGCAGAUUUCCUUUAUAGAAGGGGUGAGCUAGAAGACUACAUGAACCUUCUUGUCCGCAACUACAAUGUGGACACCAUGGAGAAAGUUAUGUGUCGCAGUAUGCUCAGCAUUGACUGGAGUGGCAGACUGUAUGACUGUGACUUCAAUCAACAACUGGUUAUGCCUGUAACCUCUGCAGGAAAGGAGAGGACGGUGUUUGACAUCAGGUCAUGUGAUGAUCUCCAUGGUAACAAUAUCACCGUCGACAACCAUUGCUACGGCUGCACUGCUGGCAUGGGAUCCAGCUGACAGGGGGUUGUUGUCUAGAGUGAUCUCCGUUUCACUCGAGACAAAAAGAUUUAGUCUGAUUGUGUUAAUGCCCUUACAAAGAAGGCAGCUUAAUGCAAUCCAGAUUUCUUUUCUGUGCCCCUAGUAGGGUGGCAUAUAGCAGUUGAACUGUCCAUCAGUCAGUCAGUAAGUCAGUCUGUCCGUCUGUCCAUCCGAAAACUUCAAUGGCCAUAACUUUUUCAAUUUUGAACAUAGCAACUUGAUAUUUGGCAUGCACGUGCAUCGCAUAGAGCUGCACAUUUUGAGUGGUGAAAGGUCAAGGUCAAAUGUCAAAUAUAUGGCGUCUGUCUGUCCGUCUGAAAACUUUAACAUUGGUCAUACCUUUUUCAAUAUUGAAGAUAGCAACUUGAUAUUUGGCAUGCAUGUGUAUCUCAUGGAGCUGAACAUUUUGAGUGGUGAAAGGUGAAGGUCAAGGUCAUCCUUCAAGGUCAAAUGUCAAAUAUAUGGCGAAUGUCUGUCCGUCUGAAAGCUUUAACAUUAGCCAUAACUUUUUUAAUGUUAAAGAUAGCAACUUGAUAAUUGGCAUGAAUGUGUAUCUCAUGGAGCUGCACAUUUUGAGGGUGAAAGGUAAAGGUCAAAGUCAUCCUUCAAGGUCAAAGGUCAAAUAAAUGGCUUCAAAGCGGCGCAGUAGGGGCAUUGUGUUUCUGACAAACACAUCUCUUGUCUAUUAUUUAUCAUAUUUUUUUCUUUUUAGGGUUGCCAUGUCAAUAAGGAUUUUUAUGCUCCCCCAAAAUUUAUUUUGGGGGGAGCAUAUAGUCGCUGCUUCGUCUGUCUGUCCGCCUGUUUGUCCGUCCGUGCACAAUUUUUGUCCGGGCUAUUUCUCAGCAACUAAUGACCGGAAUUCAAUGAAACUUUAUGGGAAGCUUCACUACCAAGAAGUGGUAAUUUUCGGAUAAUUUUUCACAGAGUUAUGGCCUUUUGAAAUUUUCCAUUAACUGAACAUAUAGUGCAAUUCUUGUCCGGGCUAUUUCUCAGCAACUAAUGACCAGAAUUCAAUGAAACUUUAUGGGAAGCUUCACUACCAAGAGGAGAUUUGCAUAUUAUCAGCGGGUUCUGGUCGGAUGAUUUUUCACAGAGUUAUGGACCUUUGAAAUUUUUGAAAUUUUCCAUUAACUGUACAUAAAGUGCAAUUCUUGUCCGGGCUAUUUCUCAGCAACUAAUUACCGGAAUUCAAUGAAACUUUAUGGGAAGCUUCACUACUAAGAGGAGACAUGCAUAUUAUCAGCGGGUUCUCGUCGGAUGAUUUUUCACAGAGUUAUGGCCCUUUGAAAUUUUCUAUAAAAAAAUACUUGUCCCCCCAACUACUGUGCCCUCAAGACGUUUCCUUUUAUCUGAAUAUAUAGUGCAAUAUUGUGACAAAAAAAACUUUUGGGGAGCAUCACCCAUCUCCGACGGUUUCUUGUUUGUUUUAGUUUUGUUUUUCUUCAUACAUAUCAAUUGAUUUAACUGACCAUUUAAUAAACAUAUGUUGAUAAUAUUUGUGUUGGUUGCCAAUUCAAAAACAUGUGAAAAGAAACAAAAGGGAGACCAUUCAUUUCUAUAUUGGAACAAUCAACUCCACAGUUAUUGAUUUGCAAUUUUAGAGUAAAUACCAAUUUAAAAGGAAUGUCUUUAAAGUGUUUUGUCUGUUUUUAUUUGGCUUCCUUUUGAGGGAAAUACAUUCUUACUAUUAUUGAAAUAAUGUGGUAUAUUUUUAUUCAAUAUUUUUUUUAAGCAUAUUUUUAAUAAUUUGUAUUAAAUUUUAAUACGAAGUUUGUGUUUUUCAGCAUCAUAUCAAAUGCCGUGCAAAAAGAAACACAGAAACAUGACUACUAAAACAGUAUCUCUCUUGUCAUUGGCAACAUAAUUGUAAACACAUGCAUUAAUGAGGCUGUGUUCCGUAAUCAAUGAGUGGAACACAGCUGAUCUCUCGCGUUGUGUUUUAUGAACAGGAUAUAUGUUACUAUUUUGUUAUUAUUAUUGCUUAUAUCUUAUGUUAGGGGAAAUGAGUUAUUAUUGUUUUAUUAGUAUUGUUAUUAUCUUAUUUCAAUUGCAUAUAUUUACUUAUGUUGCAAUUAUUGUUAUAAUUGUUAUCUUGUUAAAAGUGUAUUUAUGUAAUUAUAUAUAUUUUUUGAAUGAAA
This is a messenger RNA of Dreissena polymorpha, 3571 nucleotides long. RefSeq lists its product as uncharacterized. The record is from RefSeq and is a predicted model, not a curated record. The transcript has 9 exons. Gene Ontology annotation, molecular function: catalytic activity; iron-sulfur cluster binding. NCBI's taxonomy places the organism in Eukaryota, Metazoa, Mollusca, Bivalvia, Myida, Dreissenidae. Bases 48 to 1412 code for a protein of 454 amino acids.